This is a messenger RNA of Durusdinium trenchii, 1775 nucleotides long. The record is from the annotation of a GenBank genome assembly. NCBI's taxonomy places the organism in Eukaryota, Dinophyceae, Suessiales, Symbiodiniaceae.
UGCGUAUGUUGAACACUGCACCGGGCAUGGGGCCUCAUCUUCAUCCCGGACCUUGUGGUGACGUGCAUUCUUCGGUGCGGCAGCCGGUUGAAGGAGAUGAAGGCGAAAAUGAGGCGUCUCGGCUUCCUGGGCUGCGUUUGGAGCCUGCAGAGCCGUCAUCAGGUCAGUCUGGUUCCGUUCUUUAUGCCAGGCCGAGUGAGCCAGGUUGGCGGCAUCGCCCCUCGUGCGCACCCAAAGUCAGCUGCUACGAGUCUGCAGGACCUGAGCUUUUUUGAGCACUUCCCACAGCGUUUGAUGGCAACUGUGAGUCGAAAGGCAUCUUAUGGACUUUGGGCUGAUGUGACUAGCCCCACUGGAGAAGAGGCAACCGGUUUGAUCCACUUGUCGGAGAUGGAUCAGGAGCUUGACGCUUUUGAGGUCGGUCAGGAAGUGCUUGUAGAUGUGGUGUACGUUGAGAAAGAGAGGGGUCAUUUGGGCUUGUCCUUGCCGCGGCGCUCCUGGAGCAGCUCCAGUGUCGCAGAUUUCGAGGGACUCGAAGUCUAUGCCUCCGAAUGGCUGGAAGCACAUGUCGUGCCAGGUUCGACAGGGAUUGAACCUGAUGGUGUGUUUGUCAAGGUGGUGCAUCGUUCGCUUCGAGAAUCUUUGGGUUUUGUCUCCGCUGACUUGAUUGACUUGCCAAGAGAAAGCAUGAAGUCAUUCUUCAAGAUUGGAGAUCAGGGGGAGCAAGAUGAGCAAGAACGCUGCGGGCAUGGCGGGCAUGUUGGUUUGGCAGAGAGCAAGGAGGUGCAUGUGAGGCUCCUGAGCAAAUCUGAUGGCAUGCUGCAGCUGUCGAUGAAGGGUGGUGCAAAUGAUAUCAAAGCGGACCUAGAGGCCCAGCUGCGCAAUUUGGAGACCUCCAAGGUGCAACGUGCAGCUCGAAGACAUGACCUCUCAGCUUUCGCUUCGAUGGCCACCUCUCAGUGGAUGGAUGGCCGCAUUGUGCAAAUUGCAUCCUACGGUGUUUACGUCAGCGUCGAGCCACCUGGAGGAGACGCACAUUGGGGUCUUGUGCAUCUAUCAGAGUUCUCAGAAGAGAUGUCUCAAGAAGCACUUCAACCUGGUGCAGUGAUUCCGGUCAGAGUAGCCUUGGUGGAUCAGGAGAACGGCAGGUUGGCCUUGUCUGCCCGGCCUCUCAUGGCAGGAUCAGAUCCGACAGCCAACGCUGAAGACAGCUUCUUGAUGGGUGUCAUCGAGGAGGUGCACAGUUAUGGAGUGACCCUGACGACUCCCAUGGGUCGCGGCCUCCUCUACUCCACGGAGCUGGAAGAAUAUGUCGAGGAUGCUUCCAGCAAAUUUGCUGUUGGAGAAGAAUUGCAAGUGCGUGUCAUUGGUGAGAUGGAAAAAGGACUUUUGGCUUUGUCAAUGAAGGUCCCCAAGGAGCAGAGCAAAGAGAUCUCUCCGUUUGAGGAUGAGGAAUCUCUGCCCACCGCGCAAGACCUUCAGAUUCGUGCCAUGCGAAAGAGGCUGAAAGACUAUUUGGGCAUAUCACCCCAGGAGCCUCUGAGAGCACAGGUACAAGCAGAAACCCCCUUUGGACUUCUGCUGGACGUGAGUCAUCCUGAUGGCAGAGAGCCUGCGCAGGGCCUGCUAGUAGGGCCUCCUGAAGACCUCAGGACUGGCGAGCAGCUGGAGGUUUUGCUUUUGUCAGUCGACACUCAUCGUGGAGUCCUCAUGGUGGGAAGGCGCUGAAGGGAGCAGCAUCUCUGCAGGAGAGCAAGCAUCCAUGCUGGAGAAAA